AUGACCGCCUCUAUCGAAAAAAUCCCGACCCCGGAGGACACGUUCGAAACUGCCCCUACUCGCGAGGCCAUUGCUCAGCACGAGGGCACCGCGGUGGUCCGGCGUAUUCUGUGGAAGCUCGAUAUUCAGAUCCUGCCAUUACUCGCAUUGAUCUUUCUGUGCUCGUUUCUUGAUCGCACAAAUGUCGGAAACGCGAAAAUUAUCGGCCUUGAAGCUGACACGGGCAUUAAUGAUAAUGAAUACGACAUCGGGCUGGCCGUGUUCUACCUGUUUUACGUCUGCAGUGAAGUGCCGAGCAACCUAGUGCUCAAAAAGGCGUCUCCGAAACUAUGGCUGCCAUUCUUGACAAUUGUAUGGGGCAUCAUCACCAUGUGCUUAGGCUUUAUUCACAACUUUGGGAGUUUCGUCGCCGUUCGCGCCUUGUUGGGUAUUGCCGAAGGUGGCCUUCUGCCGGGAAUGGUUCUAUACCUAUCGUCGUUUUAUAGACGUUCUGACCUCGCCAUCCGAAUUGGUCUAUUUUAUACCGCGGCUUCACUGUCUGGCGCUUUCGGUGGCCUGUUGGCACGCGGACUCGUUGAGAUUGGACCUAGGGGAGGUCUUGAAGGAUGGAGAUGGAUCUUUAUCAUCGAGGGGCUGCUGACCGUUGUUUGUGGCCUGAUUGCUGGUUACGGCCUGCCCAACAGUAUUGGAACAGCCCGAUAUCUAUCGCCCCAAGAACGUGAAAUUGCCAACGAUAGACUCCUCCUUGACAAGCCCUCUCUAGGCGAUGGUACCAACUCUGAAAAUGAAACUCUCCUGUGGUCUGAAGUCGCCCGAGGCUUGCUCGACAUUAGCAUGUGGCUCACCGCAAUCGCAUACUUUGGUAUUCUGGCGGGCCUAUAUUCAUUUGGUCUCUUUUUGCCCACGAUUAUCCAGGGCCUGGGCAUUGUUAAAACUCCCAAUGAGGUUCAACUAUGGUCUGUCAUUCCGUAUGCAGUGGCCACUGUUUGUACAGUAUUCAUUGCCUUCGUGUCUGACCGUCUCCGCCUACGUGGUGUCAUCAUGCUUUUCAGUCUCCCCAUCGCCAUCAUCGGCUACGCUGUCAUUGGCAACGUAUCCAACCCGCACGUCCAGUACGGAAUGACCUUUCUCAUGGCCGUGGGAAUGUACGCGAGCGUGCCGUGUAUUCUCGUCUGGAAUUCAAACAACUCGGCCGGCCAUUACAAACGCGCCACGACAUCGGGCAUGCAGCUUGCCAUUGCCAACUGCGGUGGCUUCGUGUCCACUUUUAUUUAUCCGUCGAAAGACGGGCCGCAAUUUCAUCGCGGGCACUCUGUCGUUCUCGGGUUGUUGUGCUUUUCUUGGUUAUUAAUCCUGUGCAAUGUGCUUUAUUGCCGCAAAGUCAACAAGGACAAGGCCAGCGGGAAAUAUAACAAAUACGCUGGCUAUAACGACGACAGAGACCCGCAAUUCAUCUUCAUCUUAUAG
Molecule: messenger RNA, 1467 nt
Organism: Talaromyces rugulosus
Lineage: Eukaryota; Fungi; Ascomycota; Eurotiomycetes; Eurotiales; Trichocomaceae
Exons: 8
Coding region: 1-1467 (488 amino acids)
Biological process (GO): transmembrane transport
Cellular component (GO): membrane
Molecular function (GO): transmembrane transporter activity
Source: RefSeq, a predicted model, not a curated record